AUGAAAAUUCUAUGCUUGCAUGGCGUUGGCAGCAAUGGGAGCAUCUGCGAAUCCCAAUUGCAGCCUUUUAUUCGAGCCUCUGACCCAAGCUACGAGUUUGUUUUCGUCGAUGGACCAGAGCCGUGUGAACGAGGACCAGAGUCUAGAACAAACCCUUACCAGUUGAUCACAGGAAUGGCCGCUUAUCAUGAUGGCCCAUUUUUUUCACACAUGCGAGCCUAUGAUCCCCAGAACAUGCAAGCAGCUAUAGAACACUUAGAAGAAGUGAUCGACGAAAUGGGGCCGUUUGACGGAGUUCUGGGGUUCAGUCAGGGUGCCGCUCUCACCAUCUCCUUCCUCCACCAGCGGGUCAACGAGCCCUUACCGUUCAAGUUCGCCCUCUGCUUUUCAUCUGUCAUUCCAUGCUCUGCCGACGCCGCCGUUUGUAACAGCUUGAUAGAUCGCAUAUGCCCUCUAGACAGCGGUGAUGGAGCAUCAGAGGAACAGAGGUUAUUCUCAGAGCUUCUCGAACAAACUGUGAUCCCGGCGCAACAACACAACUCAAUGCUUCCGGAUUAUGAUAUUUCAAUUUAUCAGGGCGAUCAGAAUCUCCUUCAAGCGCCAAGGUUGAUGCCUCCUAGUCUGACCAAGGAAAAGAUACGAAUCCCGACUGUGCACAUGACAGGAAAAAGAGACGCUCCAUUCAUGCGGAGUAUGUCCAAGGCUGCUCUUGGCCUUUGCGAGAAGGGUUCCUUUAAGGUACUGGAGCAUUCUGGUGGUCACGAGCCCCCAAAGGCCCCGGCAGAUGUCAAGGCCGCCGUCCGAGCAAUGGAGUGGGCCAUUGGUCGCAUGGCGCAUCUGUAA
This is a messenger RNA of Clonostachys rhizophaga, 843 nucleotides long. Lineage: Eukaryota; Fungi; Ascomycota; Sordariomycetes; Hypocreales; Bionectriaceae. The record is from the annotation of a GenBank genome assembly.